GUGCAAAAAUAAUUUAAAACAUUCAGUUUUAGUUUACCACAGCUGUAUUAUGAAAUAGUUGUGAAAUACGAUUCCAGGCAUUUAAUUAUAAGUUCUGUAACACGAAUGUUGCAUAAUAUCCAUCACCUGAAGGUCUUCUAUCAAUAAAACACUUUAUUGCAACGAUAGAACGUCUCGUCUAAAGCUGCCAGGUUCUAUACACAACAGCUUUGAGCUAAAAGAAUUACUGCAGUGCAGCUUUCUCUAGACCUAUGGGCAAACUCUGCAUCAAAACGAAACACUUUCCGACCUAAUUAUAUAAUAACACAUUAUUACGGUUUAUGGUCCGACGUUUAGUCGAGUCGUUGUUUAUUGUCAAAAUUAAGAUUUGUCUAUAUUUUCCUGAAUCCUGCUUAAUGGCAACCCGUUUUAUUUAAUUUUUUUUUUUACGCCACAACCCUUUGAGUGCGCCAGCAGAGAGGAGCCUGGCAACACGACGACAGUGGCUGCAAGCUCUGUCUGUGGAGGAACUGCUUCUUAGAACCAUGUCAGCAGGAUUGCAACCCGCACCGGGCAGACAUGGGAUGGGCUGCUGCUUUAAAAGAAGCUCCAAGAUCAUCUCGUCUAUGGCUAACUCUAAAGCAGCUUGAUUCAACAUCCACCUGGUCGUAUGAUGCGUUUUGCUUCACCGUAGACUAUAUCUGGAAGCAGCAGGAACAAGAACAGAAGACCAGCCUACAGUGGAGCAUCUAAAUAAAAAAUAUGGACACCUUCAAUGGAGGAAUUUUGACUCAACAUGUCCAGGAACUAUGAGCAGCCUGGUCACUGUGUAGGGAUGUUGGCUGCCGUGGAACAUGGUCCCAUCCUCUGCAGCGACUCCAACAUCCUCUGCCUCUCGUGGAAAGGCCGGGUCCCCAAGAGCGAGAAGGACAAGCCGGUGUGCCGGAGACGCUACUAUGAGGAGGGUUGGCUCGCAACGGGGAACGGGCGAGGAGUGGUUGGGGUGACGUUUACGUCCAGUCACUGCAGGAGGGACAGGAGCACGCCACAGAGAAUCAACUUUAACCUGCGGGGACACAACAGUGAGGUUGUGUUGGUGCGCUGGAACGAGCCUUUUCAGAAGCUGGCCACCUGUGAUAUGGAAGGAGGGAUUUUUGUGUGGAUCCAGUAUGAAGGCAGAUGGUCUGUGGAGCUGGUGAACGAUAGAGGAGCUCAGGUGAGUGACUUCACGUGGUCACAUGAUGGCACUCAAGCUCUCAUCGCGUACAGGGACGGUUUUGUGUUGGUCGGCUCAGUCAGCGGACAGAGACACUGGUCCUCGGAGAUUAAUUUGGAGAGUCAAAUCACCUGCGGCAUCUGGACACCUGAUGACCAACAGGUCCUGUUUGGAACAGCAGACGGUCAGGUGAUAGUAAUGGACUGUCACGGACGGAUGCUCGCCCAUGUUCUGCUACAUGAGUCUGAUGGGAUCGUGAGCAUGUCCUGGAACUGCCCUGACUUCCUGGUGGAAGACAGUACAGAGAGUGACACAGACUCGGACGAAAACAUCCUGCCGUUAGUGCGGAGAGUGAAGCCUCUGCUGACUGUCACCUUUCUAUCAGGAGACAUUAGUCUGAUGAACAAUUACGACGACCUCUCUCCUACUAUAAUUCGCUCAGGGCUAAAAGAUGUUGAGGCCCAGUGGUGUUCACAGGGAGAUCUGCUGGCUGUGGCCGGUAUGGAGAAACAUGGGCUUCCUGCCGACUCAGUUUGUGCAUCCAUCACGAGAAACGCCCUGGUUAAGUUCUACAAUGUCCAAGGAGAACACAUCUACACUUUGGAAACUCCUGCUCAGAGGCCCAUCACCACCAUCUGCUGGGGUCAUCGAGACUCUCGUCUGUUCCUCGCCUGCGGUCCAGCCCUGUACGUGGUGCGUGUGGAACACAGGGUGGCCAGCCUUCAGCUCCUGUGCCAGCAGGGCAUCGCCAGCGCCCUGCGAGAGGAGAAGGACGUGGGAAAACUCAACAUGCCUUCUCUGCUCUGCUCUUAUGUUACCACUGCUUUCAUCCCAACCAUCAAGCCUCCAAUCCCUGACCCCAACAACAUCCGCGACUUUGUCAGCUAUCCCACCUCUGGGAACGAGAGACUCCACUGCACCAUGAAGAGAGCAGAAGACAGUCCUGAGGCGGGUGGACCCUGCUACACUCUGUACCUGGAGUAUUUGGGCGGGCUGGUGCCCAUUCUGAAAGGAAGACGGAUCAGCAAACUACGACCUGAGUUUGUCAUCAUGGAUCCAAAAUCUGACAGUAAAGCAGAGGAAGUGUGUGUGAACCACAUGAUCUCUUACACCGACAGCUGUAACUGCUCUGACUCCAGUGACAUCGAGCUGAGUGACGAAUGGGUGGGAAAGAAGUCACCAAAGUUAUCUCGGGGAAACAGGAUGACAAUGGAAAUCAGAAAAUCUCCCAAACUCACACGGUCCAAUCAAGAAGGCCAAAGGUCACCAAGGUUAUCGUCAAAAAAGCCUCCGGUUCGAUCUCCCAGCCUGACACGGAGGGAGUUUUCCAUGGAUGGAAUCACAGAGCACAACUACCUUGCUCAAGUUACAUCCAAUAUUUGGGGGACAAAAUUCAAAAUUGUUGGACUUGCCUCAUUUCUCCCAGUCAAUCUAGGUGCAGGUAGGUAUUUGUGCCAGUACAUGCACAUUACCCUGGUAAUUAUUCGGGAUUUUAUCAUGACUUUUACUCCCCUCUGUAUUUCAGUCAUCUACAAGACCAGUUUACUUCAUCUGCAACCAAGGCAGAUGACAAUCUUCUUGCCGGAAGUCCGAAAGAUUUCUCAUGACUUCAUGAGUCUGCCUGUGUUCAAUCCUAAUGUGUUCAGUGAGGAUGAGGACGACUUACCAGUGAUGGGUCCAUCUGGAGUGGCAGGAGACAAUCCUCCCUGUACAGUCAACAUUCCAAUUGCUCCCAUUCACAGUCCAGCUCAGGCCAUGUCACCAACUCAGAGUAUUGGCCUGGUUCAAUCCCUUCUGGCCAAUCAGAAUAUUCAGCUCGAUGUGUUGACCAACCCUACGGCCACUGCUGCGGCAGCGGCAGCCGCCGCGGCUGCUUCCUCUGUACCAGUCCCUGAUCCUAGCCAGGACGCAGUUGCAUCACCUUACCCAGUGCCAAGUAGAUACUCCAACCCCGGUCAGGUGAUCUUCAGUGGACUGGAAAUGGCUCCACUCCUUCCUGGUACUCUCCCACCUCCACCUCACCACCCCCCACCUCAGCCUCACCUUCAGCGGUCCCAUGCGCAGCAGCCUCGCCAACAACAUUCCAAACAGUCGCAGCAAAUGCACACACAGCAACAGCAGCAGCAACAGCAGAAGAUGCACCAUCAUCAUCAACAGCAGCAGCAGCAACAUCAGUCACAGUCACAGCAGCAGCAGCAGCAACAACAACAGCAGCAUCAGCAGCAACAACAUCAACAGAGCACCCAACUGCACAACCAACAGACAUUGCAUCAACAACAACAGGGACAUCAGCAACUCCAGGUGCAACCGCAAAGUCAACAGCACGUGGCAAACCACCAGCUGCAGCAGCAGCAAAUCCAACAACAGCAACAUCAGAUGCAAAUGCAGCAUGAGCAAAUGCAGCAGCAACAGCAGCAAAUGCAACAGCAGCAACAGCAGAUUCGCCAACAGAUCCAGGAGAUGAGGCAGCAGCAGCAGCAGCUUCAGCAGCAGCACCAACAGAUUCAGCAGCAGCAUCAGCAGAUGCAGAGGCAGCACCAGCAAAUGCAGCAGCAGCUAAAGAUGCAAAUGUCACUGCCUCCUCCUCCAACCGGAUAUCCAACCAUUUCCAUACAGCAGCUGCACCUGCUGCCUCAGAUUUCUGCACCCACCACCGAGCCGGGUCUUGACAGGAACGAGAAUGGACACACUCUGAAGCUGAGUUUGCCACGGACUUUACCGCCCCAAUUCAGUGACUCAGAUAUGUCUGUGGAGAUUCAGAUGAGGAAGGUGAAUCCUCCUCCUCCAUAUCCUGGCACUGUCGUGUCUGCAGCUGCAGCAACAGCUGCCGCUGCUGCGUCUCAGACUCUUGUCACCAACUGUGACAGUCCAAGCAUUCUGGCACCUGAAUCUUGUUUGAAGAAGGACGACUUCUUACUUCGUCCCAUCACUUUACAGUAUCCCACACCUCUUGGGUAUGAAAGGAUCACUACCUUUGACAGCAGUGGUAAUGUGGAGGAGGUCUGUAGACCUCGACGGCGCCUCAUUCGAAACCAAAAUGCAUACGCUAUGAACGGUUCAGCUACUCUGAAGGUCACCUCUUCAGAAAACAAAAAAAUCCAGCUGCCAUACAGCUCAGCCACACUGAGUCGCCUCUCUGUCCCUCGAUACUCAAUACCAAGUGGAGACCCUCCCCCUUACCCUGAUCCGGCCAAUCAAGUAACUGCCACACUACCUCCUCCACAAAGAAUUGAAAACAGCCUAAUUCAUGCAACACUACGUCGUGAUCGCAGGGACGUUAGCCUCAAAGUUCCGCAGAUGAUGGAGAGCUCGAGGACCCUUCCCACCAAGGCUAAGAUAAACAGUGCACUAGCUCUGAGCUACCAACAGAGGGUGCCCACAGCUCUGUACACUUGCACACAGUGCAGUAGCAACAGCAGCAGCACAAGUGUCAGUGUCAGUGGAGGUGGAACGUCAAGUAGUGGCAUUGCAGGAGGAACAGUAGUGAGGCAAGACUUUCCUUCAGGAAAAGGUGCUCAUCACAGUACCAUUAUUGUCCACUCAAAAAGCACCUCACCUUUGACCUCCCACUCCUCCUACAGCCUCUUGGGUACAGUUGAUAACAGCAGGGACAGAACUGUGUAUGUGAACUCUGCCUUUACUGAAGACGAGACCCUAAAUCAGCAGUGUCACCUUGAAAAGUCUGUACGUCAGCUGACCCUUGGCGACAUGAGUUUGACAGUCAAACGUCCACCACCUUACCAAUGGGAUAGUUCCACGACAGAAGAGUUUUGGCUCACCCCUGAGCAAACCAUGCUAGCCCCACCUCCAGGACCUCAUAAACCACCUCCUCUCAUCCUCAGUCAGGCUCAACAUCUGGACAUGACCCGCCUUCCGUUUGUCCUUGCAACUAAACCGCCAAGCAGUCCAAGCACGUCCACGCUGACGUUCCCUUCUGGAUACCAGAUAUCUCUGUCACCUUUUCCUCCAGGUGUAAGCCACACAGCGCCAACUCUUCAGACCCUCCAUAACCCUCCCCCACAGUGCUCUCCAAAUGAAGUAGUUGGUUCUGUCCCUUUUGCUCAGCAGGAUCCCAGUCUGGUCUUGCCACCAGGUUAUCCUCCAAAUUUGGCUAACCUGGCUUGCUGCCCCCUGCCUCCAAUGUAUCCCGGAGCAAGCUCGUGCUCUGGACUGCAGCUACACCCUGUCAGCCUUCACCCAUGGAACCCUUAUCCCUGUCCCCCUCCACCUCCCAUGCAGGACCCCCCAGCACCUCCUCUCCCAACCAAAACCCAUCAGAUAUCAGAAAAACCAAUUCNCCCUCUGCCACCGCCCCCUCCCCCCACUGAGCUGCCCCCAUCCAAAAGUGCAACAGAUGAUUUGACAGAGUCUGCAAACAACUUUGCAGAGCCAUCAUCUUUGAACGAGAGCCCUGUGCCGCAGGAGUCAGAGCGCUUCAGUAAGAAGAGUCGUAAGAGGCUGGACAGCCGGGCCGAGGAGGCCAACAUGUCCAAUGUCUCUGAAGGCAAGUCCAGAAAGGAAGGACGAGCACUGUCUGACUUUAACACACUCAUUUCCAGCCCAAGGCUUGGCAGCAGAGAGAAGAAGAAACCCAAGGGCCAGAGAGAGCAACUCAACAAAACCAAGAAGAUGAGCAGAACCACAAAUGAAUUCCAGGACAGCUCUGAGAGCGAGCCAGAGCUGUUCAUUAGUGGUGAUGAGCUCAUGAACCAGAACCAGAGUAGUAAGAAGAGCUGGAAGAACAAACGCAGCCUGCGCAUGGCAAGUGAGCUGGAAGAGAUCAAGUCUCGUAAGGCAAAUGAACGAGAAGACCGCAGUUUAGGCAGCCAAGGAUUUGUUUACAUUAUGGCCAAUAAACAACCUCUGUGGAAUGAGGCUACACAGGUCUACCAGCUGGACUUUGGAGGAAGAGUAACGCAAGAGUCUGCAAAGAACUUCCAGAUAGAGUUGGAUGGCCGACAGGUGAUGCAGUUUGGCCGCAUCGAUGGCAAUGCCUACAUCUUGGAUUUCCAGUAUCCUUUCUCAGCAGUGCAGGCAUUCGCUGUUGCCCUGGCCAACGUGACUCAGAGGCUAAAAUGAAAAUAUACUUCAUUGACGUUGACGGACGAAUUAAAAAAAAAAAAGGUUACUUGUUCUUGUCGAUGCUGCACAGUGUCUAUGUGGGGGUGCAGCUGGAGAAUGCAUCGAUGUUUUAGUGUCUGGUCCGAAAAGAGUAAGUGAUAUACUGUACCAGUCUGUUUUGCACAUGUGACUCAUUUAUGGCAGUUUGUUAAACAUUACCAAAGGAUUUCGUUUCUACCUUGAGGACUUUAUAGAUGGAAACUGAAUCCUUGAAUUUGAAGUCUUGGAUUGAAUGAAGAAUUUUAUUAAUUUAACUGCGAUUGAACAGAACUUUAACUAACACAUAUUAACAUUAAGUAUGCAUCAGAAUCCAUUUCUGACAUCCACAGAGGUUUAGAGCCACUGAAGACACUUUAGCAAUUUAGAGGCACCGACUAUCAAGCAGAAUUCAUGUAAAACAAAUAUAUAAGAAUUCAUGUUUUUCUAUUAAAUAGGCAGCAAACUUUAUGGCUUGCAGUAAAAUAUAAGUUGCAUAUAAAUAAUGAAAAGCCAUAGCAUAUCUGAUAUAAAAAGAAAACUGCGCUAUUUUAAUCUAAUUUAGGAAAUACAUUUAGUUAAAGCUCUAUUAUGACUAUAGAAAUAUAUUGCUGCUCUUUUCACUAAACAUGCGCUAGAAGAAUACAUGUAUUCACUAUAUUGAUUAUGAAGCUGUCUUCAGUUUAUUAUAGAAAACUGAGUAGUAUUCAGUCAUAGUUUUUAUAUUUUCUAUCCAUGUGACUUCUAUGAAGUGUUCCAAAGGAAAUAAUUUUGAUAAAUCAUUAUAUUUUGGCCACUACACAGCAAAUCAGACAUAAAUCAUAGCCAUUAUACUCUAAAUGUUUUACAUUCUGUCUAUAUAGUUAAUUUGUUAAUUUUCUUUUCCCCAUAAUGGCUGACAUUGUCAGUAGUGGUCCAUGUGCCAAAUACAGCCCAACUGUGACCUGAUAUGAAAGGGCAUUUACUAGUCAGAAAAACCAAUUUAACUACCCGCAUAGGAAAAUUUAUUUGACCCAUCUGCAGCAACAAAUUACAGGCCGUUUGGAUAUAAAAUCUGGCAUCCACUAUGUGGUCUACGAUGCGACCAAAUCUUACCAAAGAUGGUCGAUGGUAACCUAUGUAAGGUAAAAAGAGUGUAGAACCAGAGAAUCUAGUUGUGAGUGGGCUGCACAGUACAUCAAUUCUGUGUUAUGACCUUCGUAGAUUAGUUGUAUGGUGGGUCAGUAGGAUAUUUUUCAAAAACAUGAUCGCAUCCUUAGUCAUAAUAAUUUCCUGGUUGAGAUUGUCUGGGUUCAUUCCACUCUUUGUAAUGUCUGUGUAAGGGUGUUAAGUUUCCUUUGAAUGUCAUGUUAAGUGGUUUGCACCGUUGGAAUCAGGGCUGCUUUUCGAUAGAAAUUAUGUGCAGUAACGCUAACUUAAGAACAAACAUUAUACUUGCAAAAGAAAACAUUUUGCUGCUUGCACUGUGUAUUUAGAGUAAGUGACCAAACAACAUUAUAUGCUUUGUAACAGAAAUGUGCUCGCUGUAUACGCUGCUAAUUUCAGCAAUUUUGUACUUCACUUUUACUUUAACAUGUUGCAAAAAAUGUUUUGUGUUAAACUUUUGAAAAAAAUGGCAAUGGUGCCAAAUUCCACAUAUUAGAUCUGUGUAGAUUUGGUGCUAAUGUAUAAAGAAACAAGAGAAAAACACGUAAAUUAUUUGAUUUUAAGCAUACUUUGAAAAACAUUAUUUUGAGCAAGGCUACAGGACAUAUUGUAUAAGGCAUAGAGCUUUUCAUCAAAUGCAGUGCAGUGAUGUUAGAGACAGUGUGUGUCAGUUAUCAGCAGUACUGCCGAAAGAAGGUUGUAUGAUUAGUAGUGUUUCUGUUAUUAUAUAAAGGAAAACUGAGGGUGUGACCAUAAUCGACCUAUAGGCUGAGUUAAGUCAAAUAAAAACCUAUUGUUCCAAA
This is a messenger RNA of Cynoglossus semilaevis (tongue sole), 8241 nucleotides long. It is a transcript of the gene tulp4b, whose product is annotated as TUB like protein 4b. Gene Ontology annotation, molecular function: protein binding. NCBI's taxonomy places the organism in Eukaryota, Metazoa, Chordata, Actinopteri, Pleuronectiformes, Cynoglossidae. The record is from RefSeq and is a predicted model, not a curated record. The transcript has 15 exons. Bases 776 to 6274 code for a protein of 1832 amino acids.